Molecule: messenger RNA, 1686 nt
Organism: Monoraphidium neglectum
Lineage: Eukaryota; Viridiplantae; Chlorophyta; Chlorophyceae; Sphaeropleales; Selenastraceae
Exons: 8
Coding region: 1-1686 (561 amino acids)
Molecular function (GO): protein binding; metal ion binding
Source: RefSeq, a predicted model, not a curated record
AUGGACGGCGUCCUUGGGCACUACAUCUCCGCUAGCGGCCCCGGUCUGGGCAAGGCGGUUGCCAGCUGGUCCACUCCUUUGUUUAAUGCGGUCACCCAGCAGGAUGAUCUGAGAGAGCUUGAGCAAUUGGUGGCGCCCGACGCCCUCGCAGACGAGGAGUACCUGAUCCUGUGCUGGGGCAGCGAGCCUGGGAAGCAAGCUGAUGUCGCAGACAAGGACCAGGCCAAGCCGCGAGUGCAGGUCACCAAGCGCACGCUCCUUCAGCUCGCGGCGUUUCACGGGUCUCUCCGCUGCGUCAGCUGUCUGCUGGCUCGUGGAGCGAAUCCGAAUCACAAGUCAUCAGAUGGCCUCACCGCCUACGACGUGAGCGUGGCGGCGCACGCCCGGCUCAGCGGCAGCCCCAACGCCCCGACCGUCCGCGCCAUGCUGGACGACGCCGCCGGCAAUUUCACCGCAGACGGCCGCAGCCGCAGCCCCGCCGUCGCCGGCGGGAAGGGCGACAUGGCGCGUGCGGGAAGCAGUAGCAGCUUUGGUGUGGAGGCUGGCGCAGACACGAGCGGCGCCGACGGCGACGACUACGCGCCCGGCGAGUCAUCAAAUUACAGCACGUCUGAGCUGACGCGGCCAGAGUACUCAACCGACACGUUCCGCUUGUAUUGCUUCAAGGUGCUGCGCUGCAGCAAGCGCUACGCGCACGACUGGCGUGCCUGCCCCUUUGCGCACCCCACGGAGAAUGCGCGGCGGCGGGACCCCCGGGAGCACCGGUACAGCAGCAUCGCUUGCCCCGACUACAAGCAGGGCAUGUGCCUGCGGGGGGACACCUGCCAGUACGCGCAUGGCGUGUUUGAGAGCUGGCUGCACCCCAGCCGCUACAGGACGCAGCUCUGCAAGGACGGCAACCGCUGCAGGCGCCCCGUCUGCUUUUUCGCGCACUCGCUCACGGGGGAGCUGCGCACGCCGACGCACGCGUUUGUUCCCGGCCCCGAGGAACGCAUGCGCGUGCCGCAGGCGCUGGAGUUGCAGCUGGCGGCGGCGGCGGCGCGCGGCGGCAGCCCGGGGCACGAGGGCGCAGACGCGCCGGGCACCUCAGGCGCGGGCGGGGACCAGGGCGUCGAUGCAGUGUCGGCGGCGGCGGCGGCCGCCGCGGCGGCCGCGGCCGCUGCGUACGUGCAGGCGCACCACGGCGCCGCGGCCGCAAGCGCGGCGGGCGGUGGGGCGAAGGCGCUGCUUGAGCAGGGCGCCGCAGCCGCGGCGGCCGCCGCGGCGGGCGGGGACUUUUCGGCGCUGCUGCGCGGCUCGGCGCUCGCGAGGAGCGGCAGCGGCGGGGGCAUCUCUGACGCCGCCGGCGCCGCGCUAGACCAACGGGACCAGCAGCAGCCGCCUGCCGGCACGGGCACGGGCGCUGGCGCGGGCGUGGGCGCGGGCGUGGGCGCGGGCUCGGGCCCGCAGCAGCAGCGUGCGCGGCCGUCCAUUGAUGUGUCUACGGCCGAGGCGGCCGGCGGCGCAUGGGGGGGCCCCGAGGAGAGUCCGGGGUCCUCAGUUCCGUCUGCCAGCCCCGGCGGCGCCCCGCACGACGCCGCCAGCACCGGCAGCGGCGGCGGCGGCGGCGGCGGCAGUAGUGGCGCCGGGACGCCCGCGGGCGGCGCGGCGGGCGUGACCGCGCCGCGCAUGUCCAACGCAGGAUAA